AUGGCAGCCUUGGUUAAAGCAAUUAAUGCGAAAAUUCGUAGUAACCCGGCGGUUAGCUAUGUUUGUUCUACUCACUUCUGGGGUCCAGUCUCUAACUUCGGAAUUCCGGUUGCUGCCGUAAUGGAUACUCAAAAGAGUCCUGAUUUAAUCUCAGGCAAAAUGACCCUAGCACUCUGCAUCUACUCCGCAACUUUCAUGCGUUACUCCCUCGCCGUAACACCACUUAACCCACUUCUCUUCCUCUGUCAUUUCGUAAAUGAAGGUGCGCAACUUACGCAAGGGUAUAGAUGGAUGCAAUAUCAUAAGUGGGGAGGUAAAGAGGCGGAAGCUAAACAGAAGAUUGGAUUGGGUGUUGAGGGGGUAAAGGAGAGUGUUGUGGAGGCGGUUAAGAAGGUUGAGGGGAAGGUUGAGAAGGCUGUUGGGAAAUAA
This is a messenger RNA of Sclerotinia sclerotiorum 1980 UF-70, 429 nucleotides long. RefSeq lists its product as hypothetical. The transcript has 3 exons. Bases 1 to 429 code for a protein of 142 amino acids. The record is from RefSeq and is a predicted model, not a curated record. Lineage: Eukaryota; Fungi; Ascomycota; Leotiomycetes; Helotiales; Sclerotiniaceae. Gene Ontology annotation, cellular component: mitochondrial inner membrane. Gene Ontology annotation, biological process: pyruvate import into mitochondria.